Messenger RNA from Cydia pomonella (codling moth), 4931 nucleotides. Its product is annotated as probable ATP-dependent DNA helicase HFM1. NCBI's taxonomy places the organism in Eukaryota, Metazoa, Arthropoda, Insecta, Lepidoptera, Tortricidae. Bases 180 to 4919 code for a protein of 1579 amino acids. The transcript has 8 exons. The record is from RefSeq and is a predicted model, not a curated record.
UUUGUGUGGUCAUUGCGAAUAUUUAUUCCUGGGUUGUGGAGGUUAUCUAUGUAUUCAAGUAUGUAUAUCGUCGCUUACUGUCCAUAAGUACAAGCUUUGCUUAGUUUGGGGCUAGGUCGAUCUGCGUAAGAUUGUCCCCAAAAUAUUUAUUUAUUGUUGCAGAGCUAUGCGUGAAAGCCAUGAACAGUUUAGCACGCUCGGGCCUUAUAACAAUGGAUGAGGCCAGCUGCAUAGAAUCCACUGAAGCUGGUCGCUUGAUGUCCUUGUUUUACAUGGACGUGGAAACCAUGAAGAAUAUUAUGAAGAUCGAAGGCUCAGAAACACUCGAACGCCUCCUGUGGAUUGUCUGCGAAAGCCACGAACUUGCGGACAUGCACCUCCGCGUAGACGAGCGGAGGUGUCUUAACCUAUUAAACAGGAAUAACAAGGCACCAACAAUCCGAUUCCCUAUGAAGGGAAAAAUAAGUACUAGACAAAUGAAGCUGAAUUGCAUCAUCCAGGCUACUUUAGGAUGUCUGCCCAUUCCCGAACCAGCGUUGAACCAAGAAGCUUUAAAAGUCAUGAGAACGGCAUCCAGGGUUUGCAAAUGUUUAGUGAAAUACGUAACACGUCCAGAACUUCCCCCACAACCUCAGACAUUCUCAGCCGUGUUGAACUCGAUCAUACUAUCUAAAUGCAUCGAAGCACAUCUGUGGGAGAAUUCCCCUUACGUCAGCAAGCAGCUGAAAGGCAUUGGACCUACGUUCAGUACGCUCUUGGCCAGUGCUGGAGUAACAAGUUUUAUGCUGUUGGAGGAAAGUCAUCCUAGAGACUUGGAAAGGAUAAUGAACAAAGGUCCACCAGCCGGAAACAUAAUACGAAAGCAAGUCAGCCUCCUACCGAAAUAUCAAUUAACCGUAACACCAAUCGACGCCCGAUCAGUAACCAUCCAUCUGAUGUUGCUAAAUCACAAUCAUCUGUCUGAGAACAUGGACCAGCUUACUGCGGGGGACAGCCAUAAGAGUUACUUGAUCGUUGGGGAUUCGGAGAAUUAUCUGUUGUUGCUGACUCAAUUCACUGAUAAGGACUUCAUAAGCGUCUAUGAUGGAACAAUGAAAUACGAAGUUACAAGAAAACUCCAAAAUGAACAUAAAAUAUUGAUCCACUGCGUGAGUUCUGUUAUUGUUGGCAUCGACGUGCAAGCUGAUUAUUUAUUUCUUGAUUUGGAAUCGCAAGCACCACGUGAAAUUGACCAUGCUCUUUGGCCUAAUUUAAACACAUCCAGGCCAAAUAUUUCAAUAAGGCAAACUGCCAUAACAGAUGUAUAUAAAGAAAGAAAGCGGAAGAACGAUUCUGACAUUACACAAUGUAAAGAAAAAAAGAAACGUGAUUACACUUUGACACAAAAACUUAAUGCACUAAAAGAGUCGUUUUGUAAAACUUCGAAGAUAUUGAAAACGGAUAUAGAUAAAUCAGUAGAAAUGUCGAAUAAAGUUAUACAUGACCUACUGGACAGCAAAAAUAGGCCCCGAUUUCCAGAGAAUAGCCAAAUAACCAUUGAAGCGGCUGAUGAAUUUCCUACAGUUGAUCUCACAAAAGGCAUUAUAGAUAGUUCAAAUAAUAGACCCAGCUUUCCAGAAAACAGUCCAGCAGUGAAGUAUCCAACUGUAGAUCUCACUAAAAAUGUAAUAGCCGACCAAUUGGAAGAAAUUACAAUCAAUGACAACGAUGAUUACAUAGAUGAUUUACAGAUUGACAGUAUAUUGAGCAAGAUAGAAUCUGAAAUUUCAGCAAAUGAUCCUAUUUCUAAUAAUAUGCAAUAUAAUAAUGUCCUUGAGACUAAUAUUCCGACGCAGUCCAAUAUACACUUUAAUGCUAAACCAAUGCCGGAAGCUCAAAAAGUGGAACUCAAAUAUAGGAAUAUGAAUAACACACAAAAUUUGGCAAAUAAAUCCAGCCGAUGUGCUAGAGACUUGAAUAAACGUAAAAAAAUUAAAUCCAAUUUCAGUUUCAUGGAUAAAAUAGAAAAUAAAGCGAAUACUGCUGAGGACAGCAUUGAAAAAAAUAUUGACAAAAGCAUUGAUAGUGGAUUUUCUGAUGCAAUUAAAUCUCAAAUAAAUAAGUUUUUACAGCGGGCACAAAAUACAACUAAACCUAAAAUACCAGUAAUAGAUGAUCUGCUUGAUAAUUCAAUGGCCCAAGAAAUACCAGAAGUAGUUGACGGUUAUAGACAAGAAAAUACUAACACUACUUGCAGCAAAUCAAACAAUGAGGUACAAUAUGGCGAAAUUAAAAUUCAGGCUAAAGUCAUGCCACAUGAUGUUGAUAAACAUGAACAACCUGAUGUAAAUGAUGAAAACUAUGACUUCGAUGAAAAUCUCGACUUGCCAGAAGUAAAUUUAAAGACUGUACAAAUUAUAAAAUCCAAUCAAUAUGAACAAAAACAUGAUCAAAACUUCGACAGUACAACUGUAGAAUAUGACAAAAUGGAUAUGAGUGACAAUCUACAAGAAACUAAUAAGCCUGACGAUAGUAAUGAUUUUCACGCAAUAUAUCCAACUGUGCCGCUAAAUACUAACUUGAAACAUAAUCCCAUUACAAACCAAAACCUUGCGCUUAGUUCUAACAUUACGAGGGAUAAUAGCAUACCAGUCAAUUUAUUGCAAACUACGGGAAUGAAUGAAUCAGAAGAAGAAAAUUUUAACUCAGAAAAAGAAAAUUUUCACCCUUUGCUAACUUUAGAACUGAAUCAAUAUGCAGAAAACCAAGCACAUACUAUCAGCAUUGGUUUAAAUGAAUCUGAUCAAAAAAGUAUUACAUAUAAGAAAACUGGCAUCCAAGAAAACAAAACAAUUGAAGAAAGAAAAAGUUGUAAUCUAAGCCGUGAUAUGGUUACGCCGUUACAUAAAAACUUGGAACUCAAUCCAGUUACACUUAAUCACGAUAGUCCUAUGAAAAUUGUUCCUAAACGAUGGGAGUUUACAUUAAAUAAACAUUUACCAAUUCAGACAUUGGAAACUGUAUCUAACAAAACUGCUCCUGUGGGGUUGCCAGAUGUUAGUGACAAGAUUUUGGCAACUUAUAAACCCAUAGAACUUAAUAAUUUUGAGCAAAAGAUUAUGACUAGUAAUCGAAUGGACAUGCAAAAUAAUAUACAAAAAAGUAAUACACCUAGCCAGAGGAUUGAUUAUGACCAAACUCCACAGCUGAUCAGGACUUGGAACACAAUUACACAUUCUAACGAAAGUCUGAAAAACAUAGCAUAUGAUAUUUCUAACGUUAAUUCGUUAGAAACUAUUACCAAACCAAAUGUUUCCAAUAAUGCUCUGAUACCAUAUAAUCACAGUGUUGAAACUAUCGGGGAAAGUCAUAGUCAACGACCAACCAAGCUGAAAUCUUUUAUAACAUAUUCUGAUUAUCAAAAUGAAUUUGGUCAAGAUAUCAAUGAUUUGCUUGCUGGCAGAAUAAUGAACCAAAAUAAUCAUCAAAGUGGUCCAUCAGACUAUGGCGCAACUAACGCCAAUCUGGUUUUAACAGACCAAAUGAGACCUAUAGAUCCUAGUAACGAUUUAGUAAGUAGAUUUAAUAUGAAACCUAUGAGGAGUAACGAAAAUUUGACGAGGAAUAUCAAUCGAUCUUGUGAUUUUUACAAUGUCCCAAGCAUAGGUAAUAAAAAUUCAUGCCCUUCGGAUACAAAACAAGUUAAGCAAGAAAAGCAUGAAGAUUCAAACAAUCACAACGAAACCUACUUUAAACGAUUCUCUUACACUGCAACAAAAGUAGAUGUCUGCACAAAGAAAUAUGCUCCCGACCAUGAACUCCGAAUUACAAGAAAACUAAAGUUAAAUGUAGAUGUAACAGAAAUAAUGAAACAGAACAAUACCAAUCAAACCAAUGAAGGAUAUAAUGGUAAUACUUAUAAAGAACACGAUGACAUGAAACCUAAACAAAACAAUGACAAUGUAUGCGAAAAUGUCACUACAGAAGAUAUGACUAAUAAAAAUUACGUCAUUGUAAACAAUAAACCUGAUCUAAAUGAAAAUAGUAACGCAAGAAAGAGUAUACAAGAAAGUAUCAAAGAUAAACCAAAGUAUUCAGCAACAAAUAACAGUAUAGGGAACAUUUUACAAAAAUAUAGUCAAAAAUUGGUCAAACCUGAAACGCCUACACCAUCUUCUAGCAAGCUUAAUAAUACAGCUGACACCACCAGCGCUAAAACUAUUGAGCACACCGUACCCAAAUCCAGAAAACCAUUUAAAAUUACCGAUAUUAAUGGAGUAGAGAUGCCUAUAUCUCUCGAUUUGACAUACAGCAAUAAACCAGUUGUUAAUAGUCAGAUCGAAUCUGUUGCAACAGCUAAAAGAAUCAAAGAUGAAACCAAAGAAAAUUUACAAUUGUAUAAGUCAGAAGAUAUUAAUGUGGCCCCUAAAACUAACUACAACAAUAAAACAGUUGACUACAAUCAAUCUUUCGAAUCACCUAUUUCGGUGCACAGUUUAAAAUUAGACUCAAUAGAAGAUAUAAAGAACGAAAAUAUAUUCAACGCCAAACAAGAUAUGAAAGACGAAAGUAUGUUUAAUCCAAAAUUACUAUUACAAUACUGUACUGAAAGUAAUGAGGACACGAAUGUAAUAGCUCCGCCAGCUGGUUUUAGAGAUAAUUCGCCAGUUCAUUCAUCUAUAGCUAGUCAAGAAAUUACAGACUUUUACAACAAUGAUGAUCAAAUGGAAAAUAUGGAAGAUAAAUUCAAUAGUGCGGGGGAUUUGCAAUUUCCUAAAGAAAUGGAAACAUGGUGUUUAUCCAAAGAUGACGAAACAUAUGAGUCACCAAUGCGAUCGGCUCCUUGGGUCAUUUCACAACGGGCACAUACUAAUUUAGGUGCAAGACGCGAUAAGUUGUGCCAGUUCAAGUUUGUAAGGAAAAAGACGUAUAGGCCUUAAAUGAAAGUGAUU